UCUCUUUCCCUAACGUGGGCAUGCACCUCUCGAUUCCUGACGUCGGAUUGCAACCCAAAUUUGGGGGGAAACCCUAGCCUUUAUCCGAGGUCUUGACUCCGCCUCCGGAUCGACCCCUUGGCGGAUUACCGCAGCGAGACAUGGAGGGGGAGUGUCGAGUUUCAGUCGAAUUGGAGGGUUUUGUGGGAUCGAGUAGAUGAAGGAUCCUACCGAUCGAACGAAGAUCGUGGUUCGGCGUCAGGAAUGAAGAAGCAGGCAAGCGUGACGGUGUUGUUCCUCCGCCGCUCAGCAUCAAUUGGUUUCUUUCUCUGAACUGGCCUGGAAAAGUGGAACCCUAACUUCGAACCUUUGUCAUCUCUGGUGCCGCUGGAAUUUCUCCUUGAAGUUAUUUGAUGCCAACAUGAUUGCUUCAUGCAAUGCUUCGAAGAGGACUCCUAUCUCUUGGGUAUGGCAGCAAUAUAUCCUGGAGCAGUGCAUACUUGAAUAGAGAUGGAUCAUAUCCCAAUUUGGUUUCCACUGUCUUCCAGAAGCGCUGGAUGACAAGGCAUCGAAGGGUACAAGAUAGGAGCAAGAAGAAGAGAGUGCAUGACCUCGAGAUUGCCACAGAAUGCUGGAAGGUCGUUUCAAAAAUUUUAACCAUAAUGGAGGUGUUGAGGAAAGAACCAGAACAAGUAAUCCCGCUAAAAUUGUUGGAGCGGUAUAGGCAGCAUAUCAAUCUAAGUAAGCAGCACAAGGUUGAGGACUUCAUCCGCAAAUCUCCUAAGCUGUUUGAGCUCUACAGGGACACAAAGGGGGUAGUCUGGUGUGGAUUCACAGAAAAAGCUGAGGAUCUUCUUGAACAAGAGGCUAGACUUCUGGAAGACCACUCGCAGAAGAAUGUCGAGUACGUUACGAGGCUUCUCAUGAUGUCUGUCGAUAAAAGGCUUCAUGUGAAUAAGAUAGCAAAUUUUAGGAGAGAUAUGGGCCUUCCUUAUGAUUUUAGGCAAACGUGGAUUCAUAUGUUUCCUGAACACUUCAAAGUUGUGAGAGUAGAAGAUGAUGAAUACUUGCAACUAAUGUCCUGGAACCCUUCAUGGGCAGUUACAGAGUUAGAGAAGAAAGCUAUGGCAGCAGGAGUUAUCGCAGAGCUUCAACCUGAACCUGGAGUUCUCUCCCUUCCUUUUCCUUUGAAAUUUCCACGAUAUUAUAAAGUUUUUAGAUAUGGUGAACAGAUUGAGCAUUUUCAGAAGAGGAAUUAUUUGUCACCAUAUGCCGAUGCCACAGGACUAAUGCCUGGUUCACAGGAGUUUGAUAAAAGGGCAGUGGCUAUUAUGCAUGAGAUAUUGAGUUUUACCAUAGAAAAGAGACUUGUUACCGAUCAUCUCACUCACUUCCGGCGUGAAUUUGUAAUGCCUCAAAAACUAAUGCGACUUUUGCUUAAGCAUUGUGGCAUAUUUUAUGUUUCUGAAAAGGGGAAGCGGUUUAGUGUCUUUCUGACGGAAGCGUAUGAUUGUUCGGAGUUGAUAGAUAAAUGUUCUAUAGUGCAGUGGAAGGAGAAGGUUCUCAAACUUACUGGAUAUAGAGGAAGAAGAAAGAAAAUCAAGACUUACGAGUCUUCUGAUUUUGAGAAUGAUUUGAUUGAUAGAAACCAUGACAAGGAAAUUGCAUUUGUAGAGGUUGAACAUGACGAAAGUGUAGAUGCAAUUGACGAUAUUUUCAUAACAGAUGAAUCUGAAAUGGACAUUAGAGAAGUAUAUGAUGCAUAUGAAGAUUGAACCUUCGAUGUCAGGGCAUGAAGUAAAAUCUAAGCCAGUUCAUGACUGAGUUCACCUCAUUCAACCAUUAUGAUUUCACAAGAUCUAACAAAAUCCAAGUCUAGAAUAGAAGAGUUUAAAUCUGAAGAGAUUAAACCAUAAAAAAAGUGUCCGAACAUCAUAUCAAAAUCUGGCGAUUGAUAUUAGUGUUCACUGACAUCGCCGGCCAUCUCAAGAAUCAGAGACCACAGUAGUGGUGGCGGCACAGUCGAAUCCGCACCGGCAGCGCGGGCCUACAUAGGAAUAGAGCUCAUCCGUGCUCCUCGCCGCCACAUUGAUCCCGAACCAGAGGAAGAGGAAACCCCUCUCAGGUUGGUCCACGACCCCGACCGGGCCGGUGAUCUUCUUUUGGUAACUCAACAAGUAGCCUCCGUCGGAGACCUUGAGCUUGCAAUCGCCGCUGAGGUACACCUCAAAGCUCCCAUCUGGAUGCAGGAUGUAGCUCUGCACGCCUGUGGGAGGAUCCCCGGUGGGAAAUCGUACUUCUCCAGCAUCUCGUAGGCGGUCGGCUUGUCGUCGUAGGAAACUGGGGUCUCAGCUAGCGACGGUGCGAGGAGCAGAAAAAGGAGAAGGAAAAAAACUGCUCCGCGGAUAGAAACGCCAAAAAGAUGGAAUUUUGAGGGCGAAUCCAUGGUAGGAUUAGGAAUUUAUGGGGAAGGAGCCGCCAAAGCUUAUAUCGAAGAGGAAAAAGCAGGCGAAGAGAAGGAAUUAUAUUUGUUCCAGAGAUCUUGGGUGCUUAUAUCGACUUUGGCUUCUUUCUCAUCUUCUUCAUUCAAAUCAACUCAAAACCUUCUGUAUUUUUUUUUUUGGUUGAGAAUUGAGAUAGUUUAAGACGCAAUUGUAA
Molecule: messenger RNA, 2637 nt
Organism: Zingiber officinale
Lineage: Eukaryota; Viridiplantae; Streptophyta; Magnoliopsida; Zingiberales; Zingiberaceae
Product: protein WHAT'S THIS FACTOR 1, chloroplastic-like
Exons: 3
Coding region: 417-1754 (445 amino acids)
Molecular function (GO): RNA binding
Source: RefSeq, a predicted model, not a curated record